AUGUCCGACGUUUCUAAAGAAGAAGUUAUCAAAGGUGGUCUGAAGUUGAAGAAAGGAGGAAAAGUUUUCAAGAAGAAGAAAAAAGAACGAUUGGAUUUGAGGAAUAUUGACUUGACAAUCCGUCGAGAUGGUGACGCUUCAGCCACACACAAGACUGCAGCUGAAUUGGCGUUUGAGAAACGACGAAAACAGAAUCAGUUUGAACGACUAACGAAAAAAGCGGCGGUAAGUCACCGUGAGAAGGUGGAACGAUUCAAUGCGCAAAUGAGUGAAUUGACGGAAUUCAACGACAUACCGAAAGUUUCGUGGACAAAAUGA
Molecule: messenger RNA, 318 nt
Organism: Anisakis simplex (herring worm)
Lineage: Eukaryota; Metazoa; Nematoda; Chromadorea; Rhabditida; Anisakidae
Source: the annotation of a GenBank genome assembly